UAGUACGUGGUGACAACUCUAUUCGAGAGGUGUUCGUCGUGCAAACUUCUCGAUUGCAACUUGAAUUUUCCAGUCGGAAAACAACGUAUUAUUUGAUUAAUUAAUUAACAAAUUGCAAACGCAGUGACGUUUCAAUUUCAUUAGAAAAAUGUUGGUCAACGAAGCCAGACAAGUUUUGAGCCGCGCCAGCUCCUUGGCCGCACGUCAUCAGUUGCGUGCAAUCAGCAGCACAACGCAGCUGGAGCAACAGGCACAACCGAAGGCAGUGCCGGAGCCACAGAUAAAGAAAUUUGAAAUCUAUCGCUGGAAUCCGGACAAUGCCGGCGAGAAGCCCUACAUGCAGACCUAUGAGAUCAACAUGCGUGAAUGCGGUCCCAUGGUGCUGGAUGCGUUGAUCAAGAUCAAGAACGAGAUGGACCCAACGCUGACGUUCCGUCGGUCUUGCCGUGAGGGCAUUUGCGGCUCGUGUGCCAUGAAUAUUGGCGGCACCAAUACGCUCGCUUGCAUCAGCAAAAUUGAUGCGACCAGCCCGAAGCCGUUGAAGGUGUAUCCGCUUCCACAUAUGUAUGUGGUGCGUGAUCUGGUGCCGGACAUGAAUAACUUCUACGAGCAGUACAAGAAUAUUCAGCCCUGGCUGCAGCGCAAAAACGAAGCCGGGGAGCAGAAGGGCAAGGCACAGUACUUACAAUCUGUGGAGGAUCGCUCCAAGUUGGAUGGCCUAUACGAGUGCAUUCUGUGCGCCUGCUGCUCCACGUCUUGCCCAUCGUACUGGUGGAAUGCCGAGAAAUACCUUGGCCCGGCUGUGCUAAUGCAGGCCUAUCGCUGGAUCAUUGAUUCGCGUGACGAGAACACCGAGGAGCGUCUGAGCAAGCUAAAGGAUCCCUUCAGUGUCUACCGUUGCCACACCAUCAUGAACUGCACACGCACCUGUCCGAAGGGCUUGAAUCCGGGUCGCGCCAUUGCUGAGAUCAAGAAAUUGCUUUCGGGCUUAGCAUCGAAGCCAGCGCCUAAACUGGAGACUGCAGCGCUUCACAAGUAGAUGAAUUGUACGACACCCUUUCUGUGACUCUGUGAACUCUCCAGUCCCCCUCCAACACCCAACUAGCAGCAGACUAUAAUAAUGAUAACCAACUAUCAUUUGCUUAUUGUGUUUAUAAUUUAUUUAAGCUUAAAGUAAACGAAAAAUUGUUAUUACA
Messenger RNA from Drosophila hydei, 1196 nucleotides. It is a transcript of the gene SdhB, whose product is annotated as succinate dehydrogenase [ubiquinone] iron-sulfur subunit, mitochondrial. Gene Ontology annotation, molecular function: 2 iron, 2 sulfur cluster binding; electron transfer activity. NCBI's taxonomy places the organism in Eukaryota, Metazoa, Arthropoda, Insecta, Diptera, Drosophilidae. The record is from RefSeq and is a predicted model, not a curated record. The coding region runs from base 149 to 1039 and encodes 296 amino acids. Gene Ontology annotation, biological process: respiratory electron transport chain; tricarboxylic acid cycle; aerobic respiration. Gene Ontology annotation, cellular component: mitochondrial membrane. The transcript is spliced from 3 exons.